AUGCUGAAACUCUUCAAGCUGAAGACAUCACCACUAGCUGUUCAUGCAUUACGACUGCAAUCAAGUCAACUUCGGCGCUUUCCCAAGAUAGUAUUCUCAAACUAUCCAUGUACAAAACAUCAAGGAGUCGAAGCCAACACGCAGUCAACAAGCUUCUGUCAAACGAAAAGGACUUCAUACCCGGAGUCGCGAUCGACUAGCAACAAGUUAUACACAAUCUACGGACAAUCCCGAGCAGUUGUAAUUGGGGAAAAGAUUCUUCAAGGAAAUGAAGAAGUUCGAAACUCUUCAACGAGGAAAGAAGCUGAAGACUCUUCGACAAGGAAGCCGGAUCUCCAAGUACAUGCACAACGCAUCGGAAAGGAGUCAAGCUGA
Molecule: messenger RNA, 375 nt
Organism: Caenorhabditis remanei
Lineage: Eukaryota; Metazoa; Nematoda; Chromadorea; Rhabditida; Rhabditidae
Exons: 2
Coding region: 1-375 (124 amino acids)
Source: RefSeq, a predicted model, not a curated record